UAGCCGGGAAAGUCGUUCUAUUGAGGACGAACGUGAGAUCGUAACAUCGAUAAUUCUACGGCCUUUGGUCCCUAAUUAGUACCUACCUAGGUAAGGCAGCAAUAUUAGUAAUCAGAAGAUUUGACAACCAUAACCGUUGACACAUUUCUCGUUUCAAUCAUUUCGCAGGCAGGUUGUCAACUAAUAGAUGGCUGCCUUGGACCAAAUAUUCAGCUUGCUGAAGACUAAGAAUGACACCUCAAAAUUUGUCGGGUUGUCGCUAUUGAAAAGCCUGCUCGAUAGUCAGGACAGCUUGCGCAACGAUCCAGGUGUUCUUACACAAUGCUGGAAAGCCAUUUCGACGCGCUGGCUUCACCGUGUCCUCAUUAUGAAAACUAAUCGUGAGAAGCGCACUGAUAAUGAAGAACGGAGCAUGCGACAGAUAGCGGUUGGAGUAGUUGAAGCAUUCGCCAGCCUUCUGCCACUAGAAGCUAUGGACGAGCCAGAACCUAGGGACCUCAUACUUGGGCUUACUACGACAUUGCGAUACACACCUUCUGCUAUGUGGGCUUCGAUUUUCCAUGCUAUGAAUAGCCUUACCAGGUGGGAAGCUGCAGCAAAGACCAUACUGGGCAUGUUAGGUGGCGGGUGCAACACAUUUCUAAGCGCAUGGCACAAUGACCAGCUUGCUGACAAGGUCGUCCGGAGUGCUUUUAUCACUACGGGAAAGGCGGCUUGGUCCGAAUGGUAUGGAACGAUGAGUCUAUUUGCCAAAUCAAACUCGAGUCAGGCUUUCAUGAGAUCUCAAAUACCUUUCAAGGCUUUGCAAAUCAUCGAUGAGGUGUUAGAUGAUGUGCAUGCAUAUUCUGAUACCGAUUGGUCAAUCGCACCACAGAAAGAGCCGUUUGUGGAGGACACAAUUCAUCUUAUUCGUAAGACGAUAGAAGAACGACCGAACCGUAAGACAUUGAACAGUGCAACACGAAUACUGCAGAAGCUCUUCUAUCUUUCUGCUGAAAUCGAACCUUUCUUUCCUAGAUCUUCGGAAGUCCAAAGGAUCGACCGUCCGUUCUCAUAUACAUAUAUCAUUCUUCUCAUUGUUGAUAUUAAAGCAACUAUACCUGGUUUGAUGGAAAGUUUAGCAUCGGAAUCUUACCCGCAGACCGCCUUACAGCUUGCAGCAAACUACGAUGUACUUGGAAAAUUCAUAUUUUCCCUCCUGCAAACCAUGGAACGAGACAAUGAGACCUCGCAAUCGGUUUUCAUUGACAUAUCACCUGAUUUACUCCUUAAACUACGCAAAGAGAUCGCCGAAACCAUGUCACUCACGAUUGAAUUCUUUCGUGACCGGUGGGAUGCGUCUGUAGCUGGAACUGCGGGAUUGCAUUCUUCAGCCCGAGCAGCACCAACUCAAGGAUCGAUUCUGUCCCAAGGCCACUUGAGUCUCACCUGGGAUAAUCCCAUAUUUCUUCUAACUGAAGAUCCAAUAAUUAUAGCUGGUCUCCGAACACUCGGUAUCUGGCUUCGAGAGGACGAUAACGAUCAGCUUCGAAAAGAAGCUACUGGACUUGUCGAUAUUCUCGUGGCUCUGUAUGAAAUUGAACAAGGCCCAAAGGAAGCUAUACUUGUCGCGUGCGAGGGCAUCGUCGCCACGGACGAUGGAGUGCAACAAUUCCUGGAACUCGAUGGGGCAAACAUAUUGUUCGCAGACCUCAUUGCUGUUCUCAACGGUAUCAAGACGAGGACACAGUCCGACUCCCCAUCAGUGCUAAGCAUGGUCAGGGUGCUCCUGCCUGUAGUGGAGUCGGUCCAAGUCUCACAAUCUAUAGAGAGCUGGCUUUAUCUUUUGAGGGCCCUGAUAAGUUAUGGUGACGACGUUGAAGUACAAAGUCACGAUACAGUCACUAUAUUCUUGGCACUGGGUCAAUUAAUUGGCGCAUUACUGGCGAAAGCACCAAGCCGUUUGGUCACGAGAUACAACAGUGAGGUUUUGAAGCUUAUUGUGGUUGUAAGUCGGCUUCAGCAACAAGCUAAUGGUCUAGAUGCGGAUACUCAGGCCGGCAUAUCAGAAGUCCUGGACGGACUGCGGGAGGCGCUGGACGCUUGAACUCAUACCCAGGCUAUGAAUGUACGCGAGUUAGAUCCUGUGACAGCAGCAGCCUCCUGCAUUGAAUGCUUGCGAAUGGCUUCAGCACGAAGCGGCAAAGUUGGCGUGCCUGCUUUUUCACCUCCAAGUUCCGUUCACGUUUGACCCUGCGACUCCUUGGCCAAGCUUACUGGAG
Pseudovirgaria hyperparasitica is the source of this 2261-nucleotide messenger RNA. Its product is annotated as DUF1941-domain-containing protein. Lineage: Eukaryota; Fungi; Ascomycota; Dothideomycetes; Acrospermales; Acrospermaceae. The record is from RefSeq and is a predicted model, not a curated record. The transcript has a single exon. The coding region runs from base 188 to 2086 and encodes 632 amino acids.